AACACCUGCUGCUGAUGAGCCGGAACAACAACAACAACAACAACAGCAGCAGCAGCAGCAGCAGCAAGACAUUCCAACGGAAACGCAAACCACCGUACCAGAAGAAGAAAAAAAAGGAGAAGCAGAAGAAACAUUAACACCAGCAGAAUCUACCAUUGACAACGAGGCAGAUGCUACUACUGCUACUACAAAUGCUACUGCUGUUCCUGAUACGGAGCCCAGCGUUCAGCCUUCAGAAGAAAAAGUGACGCCAACAGAGUCAGCUAUGGAAUCAACUACUGUCAUUUCGACUCCUGCUGCCACUUCCCCAGGUGCACCCACAACUACUGAAAGUCAAGAACCUACACAGCAACACGAUGUUAUUACUGAAGAGUAUGACGCAAGUCAACGGCAAGUCAACGAUUUGAUCGCUUCAUUACGAAUGGAUCUAUUGUCAUCGAGGAGUGAAGUAGCAUCGCUUAAAGGCAAAGUGAAUAGCCUUACGGUGCAGAAUCUGGAUUUGACGAUCAAAUACCAUGCGGAUGACAGCAAAGAUGCUGCAAACAAGCUUCAAGUGCAGCUGCUGGAACAAAGAUUGGAUGAACUCAAGAAAAAUGAGUUCGAACAUCACCAAAGGAUUCUUGACAUGGAGCAGACACAAAGUAUUUUGAAAGAUGAAAAGCAAAAACAAUACCACGAACACCUUGCUGAAAAAGCAGCAUUACAAAAAGAACGCGACAACUUAACGAAAAAAUACAACGAUCUACAACUUGAAUUAACCAACUGCCAUGCUGAAGCGAGCUCGACAAAAAUCGAAAAGAAGACGCUCCAGCAACGACUCGAUGAACUUGAAUUAAACCGCAUGGGUGAUGCCAAAGCCCACGAGGACAUGAUUGCCAUUUUUGAGAAACAACAAAAAGAAUCCGAAGCCCAACUUCAAAACGCCAUCGCCGCUGAAGCACGCGCACGACAGGAUGCAAAGAGUAUUCAAGAACGAUUUCAAAAAGAAAACGAUCAAUUGCAGCAGCAGCUUGUCGAGUGCCAAGAUCGUUUGAGCAUUAUCCGGUCGCGCAGUGACGGCUCAUCACCUUCUGAUACAGCACUUGGCACAACAACGCUUCCUGACGGCAAACACGGUAAUCUUAUCCAGCUUAUGCGACGCUAUGAAGAAGGCGGCAAGAGCUGGGAAUGUAUCUAUGAAGACUACUUUGAGUUGAAGGACGCGCAUAGCAAGGCUGUUGCACAAUGUGAAACCAUGCGGGUGGCGAACGAGCAAUUGAUGCGCGAACAACGUGACAAGGAGCAACGGUAUCAGCGUAUGGAAGUCGAGUAUCGUCGUCUGCAUUCAGAAACCGAGGCAGUUCGUGAUCGAGCAAGACGAUCUGAGACGGCUCAAAAUGAAAAUGAACAAGUGGUGAACAGUCUUCAUGCCAAAAUUGGCGAGCUUCAGCGCAAAAACAACGACUUGCAAACGUCACUUGGUGAGGUUGCAUACCAGCUACGUCAAGUCAUUUGCGACGUUGAAAGCCGAAACGAAAUGCUGCCACCUGGUGUUAAGAGCUCCUCUGAUCUUUUACAAUAUGCCAGCCAGUCACCCGAAUUCAGCCAUGAAGACCUGACCUUUAACAAUGUUGCGCAACUCCAAGAACAAAACCAAAAACUUUUGGAACGAAUUCGAAAGCUCGAUGAAGAUGUCAAGGAAAAGACGCGUGCUGCAGAGCAAUUGCGGCAAGAAGGACUUGAUGCUGAGGAAAAGUAUACCCUGUCCCUUAAUCAGGCCCAGGAAACCAUCAAAGAUCUUAACUACUCGGUCAUUUCGCUUGAGCGGAGACUACAAGCUACUAUUAAACAGCGAGACAUGUACAAGCUGGGCGUAUCAGAAGACGACGCUACAUCUGAACAGGCACAUGGCGACAAUAUACCCAAUAACACCACAACUCAGCCGCAGCAACAAGAAGAAGACGAAGAAGAUGAGGCUUACCGAUAUGCAAUGCAACAGAAUAUGAAACAGCUUCAGACUGAAUUACAAGAAGCACAAACCGCUGCAUCUGCAUCCAACUCACGACUCAAGAUCACCGAAGCCGAAAUCAUCAAACUGCGUAAAGAAUGUCAGGAUCUGCUUCAGACGCAAGCCUCGCGUUCAGCUGAACUCAAAGAUCUUCGCACGCGCAAUGCAGAGCUUCAGUGUCGUUUGUCAGAAAACGAAAAACAUCUAGCGAACUACCACAAUGAACUUUUGUCCUAUCGCUCACAGCAAGAAAUGCUGCGCGUCCAGAACACGUCGUUACGCAGCGAGCUCGAUUUUAGUCACCAGAUGCACAAGAAGCUUGCUGAACACCACGCAACAUUAUCAUCUCGUUGCGCUCAUUUGACCAGUCUAUUGCACAGCGUGACCACAAAGAACAAGGAUAGCACCAGUGCACAGACCGAAGGUAUCAGUCUCCUCAAGAAGCAGAUUGAGGCACAGGACAAGGAGCUCGAGAACCUGCGCGUAAAGCUAGAAAGUGCUCAACAAGGUCUUGCGGAUGGUGAUCUGCGUGAACAAGACCACUGGAAGAACAAGUAUAACGAAGUCCACCGGGAACUCCAGCGACUCAAUGUGUCUCAACUCGAGUUACAAAAAGAGCUUGCAGCUGCCAAGGAACAGCGCAUCGCACUCGAAACCAAGCUAUCUCUCUUGAUUAAGCAAGAUGGUGGUAGCGCCGAACAGCAAGAAGUUGCAGCCGGCGAACAAGAACAUCAACAGCAGCAGGCGGAAGGACAAGAGGAUGGUACUUUUGAGGCUCGCUAUACCGAGUUGGCCGCAGCCAAUAUGGAGUUGGACAAGUUGCGCUUGCAAAUUGCAGAUUAUGAAGAGCAGCUCGAAAAGCAACGACAGGAGACUGAAAAGAUGGCCAAGGAUCACGACGAGUUUACCACGGAUAUGCAGAGUAAGCUGGUCAAGUUACAUCAAGACCUGAGCGACCGUGAUGGUAUGAUCAAGGCAGCACAAACGGCCACAGAAGAUAUUCAGCGUCUUAAGCUUGAACGAGUUGAAGCUGAGCAGCAAUGGUCUGCCGCACGAGAGGCUCUUAAUGGUGAAAAGGAGGCGCUGCAACAAAGAGUGCAAGAAUACGAAGAGGAAGCAGCCCGCUUACGGCAACAGAUCGAGACGCAGACAGAGCUUAUCAAUGAGGGCAAGGAGAAGUUAGAGCUGGAAGUCAGUACACACGUUGAUGACAAUGAGACCAUCAAGAGCUUACGUGAAGAAUCGAGUCGGUUGACAGAAGAGAUUUCAACAGCCAAGAACGAGCUCACAACACUUCAGAGCCGACUACAAAUAAGUGAAGAGUCAUAUAGUAAACAGAAAGAACAAUGGGAAGUUACUGAGAGCAGACUCAAAACCGAACUUGAAAACUCCUCGAAACGAUUUGACGAGCUGCUUCAAUCGCUUGCAGCCGAACAGCAGGGUGCUACAGCAGCAGAAGACCAAUCUGCAGACUCAAACAUGCCGAUACCGAUGGACGUGUCGAACAAGUCGAAGGAGCAACUUGAGCUUCUUGUGGUAUCUGUUCGACAAAAGAACGAAAUAUUGCAACGACAGUACAAGGCUGCCAUAAGCAAGACGGACCAACUGCGCUCUGACCUCCAGUUUACACAAAAGCAGGUUGCAGCAUUCAAGGCACAGGUAGAAGCCGUGCGUGCGCAAAACGUUGAGAUCGAAAGCAAAUGUCAAGAAGCAACACGAAAAGCACAGGAUGAAGCUGUUGUCUACAAGGAAAACAACACCCAACUUCGCACAACUAUUGCCGACUUACGUUCGCAAGUAUGCACUCUUGAGAAGCAGGCAACUGAGAGCAAGGCAGCAGUUCAGCCCUUGACAGACAAAGUGGCGACUUUGGAAGCACAGAUCAAGGCUCAUACUGAAACUAUUGAGACUCUCGAAAAGAGCAAACAGGAAUGGGAUACUCGAACUGCGCAGAUCAUGUCCAAGUACAAUAAACUGGAUCCUGCUGAAGUGGAGGCUGCUAAACAAGAACGCGAUGCCAUGAAAGCCCAAAUAGAACCCCUUGAAAAGGCCAAGACUGAGGCCGAGGCGAAAUUGAAAACUCUUGAAGAGCAAAAGACAGCACUUGAAAAAGAACUUGAAGAAACCAAAACAAAGGUCACAAGAUUCCAAAACGCUGCCUUGAAUUUCAAGAAGCGUAUGGAGCAAGCACAGGAGCAGUUGAAAAAUACUGCGGCAUCUCCUGCUCCAGCAUCUGCGCCUGCUUCCCCAGCUCCUGCUGGAAGUGGUAAUGCUGCCGAUGAUGAAGAGAAGAAGGCACUAGAAGAGAAAUUACAAAAGGCCAUUAGUGAAAAGGAGCAAGCAGAAACGAAUUUGGCGCAACGCGUGAACCUACACACUGAGCUGCAGGGAAAACACAAGGGUCUCUUGGAAAGAACGCGCGCCAUCCUCGCAGAAAAGAAUACUCUGGCCCAAGCCCACAAGGACUGUGAAGAAAACAUCAGCAAACUUCGGGAAGAACUGAAAAAGUCAACGGAAGAUCUCAACAAGUCCACUGAGGAGCUGAACCAACAAAAGGACGAGACCAAGAAAGCCAAGGAAGAAGCGGCGAAGCUGACCUCUGAGCUGGAAGCAGUCAACAAGGCAAAGAUGGAAGCGGAGAUGGAGGCACAAAGGGGCAAAGUCAAGCAAUCAUUCGACCAAAGUAAGAUCACGCGGCUGACAAAGGAACUGGAAGAGUUCAAGAAACGUGCCAGAGAAGAGGACGACGAUAAGCAGGCCGAGGAGGCACCAGCUGCAAAAAUGCAAAAGCAAGAAAAUAAUGCAGCCGAGUGAUAAAGAGAAGCAAUAACCUGUAAUAUACGCACAACAUCCUUUCCAUCAUUGCAAUCAACAACCUAAACAUCCAUCUUUACAUAACACACACCAUCAUCCUUACUCUGUCUGCCAACAAAAAUAUUGAUAAAAACUCACAUUCUGAUAAUAUGUUG
Molecule: messenger RNA, 4956 nt
Organism: Zychaea mexicana
Lineage: Eukaryota; Fungi; Mucoromycota; Mucoromycetes; Mucorales; Lichtheimiaceae
Exons: 15
Coding region: 266-4801 (1511 amino acids)
Biological process (GO): mRNA export from nucleus; protein import into nucleus
Cellular component (GO): nuclear pore
Molecular function (GO): structural constituent of nuclear pore
Source: RefSeq, a predicted model, not a curated record